UGAAUAUUUCAUGCUAUUAUGGGUGAUCUUAAAUUCUUCUCUGUAAGCCUUAGCCUCCCUGCUUUCACUCUCUCUCCUUUACUGUCAACUGCAGCUGUGAGAGAGAGAGAGAGAGAGGAAACAAUGGCGACGAAGGCGGUUUCACGGUGGUCAGUCACCGGCGCGGCGGCGCAGAUAGAGCAGCAGCAUUUCAGCACCUCAAGCAGUACAGUGCAAUUCGGAAGCAUUAAUUUCAGGCCGCCGAAGCAAUUAAGAAUAGCCAAUGCAGCAGUUAACGCCGGUAGCUCAGACGGUGAUGCUGGCAUUUCCUUCGCACAGAACUCCCGUCCUACUCCUCCUCUGCAGCAGCUUCCCGGCGCCGCCUCCAGGACAAAGCGUCACACCAUCUCAGUAUUUGUUGGGGAUGAAAGUGGUAUGAUAAAUCGAAUAGCUGGUGUCUUUGCUCGUCGAGGCUACAAUAUCGAGUCUCUGGCUGUGGGGUUGAACGAGGACAAGGCUCUGUUCACCAUAGUUGUCUCUGGAACAGAAAAGAUUUUGCAACAAGUUGUUGAGCAACUCAACAAGCUUGUGAAUGUCUUGAAGGUGGAAGAUUUGUCGAAGGAACCACUAGUGGAACGUGAACUAAUGCUGGUAAAGCUCAAUGCAGAUUCCAAUACUAAAGGAGAAAUUAACUGGUUAUCGGACAUCUUCAGGGGAAAUAUCGUGGACACAUCAGAAAACACUUUGACCAUGGAGGUUGGGAUUCUUUUUAUGGUUCCCAUGGUCACUGGAGACCCUGGGAAGAUGGCAGCGGUCCUGAGAAAUCUCAGUAAGUUUGGCAUCAAAGAACUAGCACGAACUGGAAAGAUUGCAUUGAGAAGGGAAAGGAUGGGCGAAACAGCUCCAUUUUGGAGGUUCUCUGCAGCUUCUUAUCCAGAUCUUCAGGGAACUAUACCCAUCAAGGAAGAUAAUGCCAGUAAGCAAGUAAUUGAAAAGAACACUAAUGGCAAAGUUAAUGGUGUCUCAGGGGGUGAUGUUUAUCCUGUGGAAUCUGAUGAUGACUUCUACCAUCAAGUUCUUGAUGCCAACUGGGGUGUCCUCUAUGAUGAAGAUUCAAGUGCGCUACAAUCGCACACUUUGUCCAUGCUCGUCAACAAUUCUCCUGGAGUACUGAACUUGGUGACAGGGGUCAUAUCCCGGAGAGGCUACAACGUUCAGAGUCUAGCUGUAGGUCCUGCAGAAACAGAAGGCAUUUCGCGCAUAACAACUGUCGUUCCUGGAACAGACGACAGUAUUGGCAAAUUAGUUCAGCAAUUCUAUAAGUUGAUGGAUGUUCAUGAGGUUCAAGUUCUGACACACUUGCCAUUUGCUGAGCGUGAACUCAUGCUUAUUAAGAUUGCUGCAAAUGCUGCUGCAAGAAGGGAUGUGCUUGAUAUCGCCAACAUUUUCCGGGCUAAGCCUGUUGAUGUCUCCGAUCACACAAUAACAUUAGAGGUGACCGGAGAUUUCAAUAAAAUGCUCGCACUCCAGAGACUAUUGGAGCCUUAUGGUAUUUGUGAGGUGAGUUUGCCUAAAUCACAUCCUAUUUUGAUUUCACUUGCAGUUUUCAAAAUAUUUAAUCUAGAAACAUCAUGCUUCUACCAAACAUGUGAAGUUGUAUUGGAUAACGAACAUAUUGAUACUCGAAAAAAGUUCAAAACACCGUUACACUGCUGAAUUUGAUCUGAGAAUUGGGUUUUGGGAAAACUCCAUAUAUUUGGCAUAUGUUAGUGUGGCCACAUUGUGUUCAUUUUCGUUGCCUUUUCUUACAUAAAAUUCAAUUUUGCUGCCCUUUUGACCCUUUUCCCGUUCAUCGUUCAUCAAGGUGGCACGGACCGGGAGGGUGGCGUUGUUGCGGGAGUCAGGCGUGGAUUCAAGAUACCUAAGAGGAUACUCCAUUCCCUCGUAGUAUACCAAAAAACACCCAUUGUCUCUGGUUGGUCGCUUCUUUCUGUCUCUUGUCCAAAUUUAUUUAUGCUAGUAAAAAAACCUUAUGCAAUGGAACCGAUCAGAAUGAGACUAUUGUUUUAUUGCUUAUCACGCAUGACAUUAAACGAUGGAGAGAAUCUGAGACAUUAAUCACUUUA
Molecule: messenger RNA, 2105 nt
Organism: Salvia miltiorrhiza (redroot sage)
Lineage: Eukaryota; Viridiplantae; Streptophyta; Magnoliopsida; Lamiales; Lamiaceae
Product: acetolactate synthase small subunit 2, chloroplastic-like
Exons: 11
Coding region: 19-1695 (558 amino acids)
Biological process (GO): L-valine biosynthetic process
Cellular component (GO): cytosol
Molecular function (GO): acetolactate synthase regulator activity; acetolactate synthase activity
Source: RefSeq, a predicted model, not a curated record